AUGUCACGGGUAAUUAAUAAGAUAAAACAAGGGGAACCACCUGGUUCAGAUAAUCGAGGCCAUGGUAUACCAACUAAUAAAAUAUUUGAAGAACGUAUGAACUGUAUCCGGAAACAUAUUCAAAAUUUUUUAUCUUACCAAUCGCACUACACAAGGAAUAAAAAUCCCAAUCGUAUUUAUCUAUCUUCUGACCUUAAUGUUACCCUGCUGUAUCGUUUGUACAAUGAGUACUGUCAGGAACAAGUUAAUGUCUCCCUUUCCAGUGAUAUUUAUCGCCGUACAUUCAAUAAUGAGUACAACCUUCAUUUUCAUGUACCACAAAAAGAUACGUGCUCUAAGCGUGAUGAUUACAAAUUAAAAAAAGCUGCAACAAUAGAUGAUAACGAGAUAAAACAGAUUGAAUUUGAGAUUGAAGUUGAGCACGAACUCCCUCUUAGGAAGGCCGAGCUUGCACGUACUUCUAUGAAAAAAGAUACAGAAAAGGCCCAGACUGACUAUUCUUACUAUGUAUUCACCUUUGACCUAGAAAAAGCCCUACCUUUUCCAAAACUAAUCACAUCUAUCGCAUACUAUAAACACAUGUAUCUGCAAGGUCGAUUAAAUAUCUAUGAGAUAUUGGAAGAUGAUAUAUUUGGAUUAUUAGACUCGCUGGAAGACGAUGAAUUAAACACUUAUGAUGAUGGAGGUUUUUUGGAUGAUGAAGACAGUGAGGUCAUUUCUGAUUUUAUUUAUUCUUUCAAUACUACUGAGAUGUUACAUUUGAAAAAUAAAGAAGCCAUCAAUAUCUGUCAGACUAUGAGUGAAUCGGCAAUAGACAAAAAUAUUGAUAGCGUAAAUUUGGAUGCAGAAAUUGAAAGUGAAGUUUCUGCAGCGGUAACGGAAGUUCCUGAGUCAGUACUUGAACUAAGUAGAGAAAAUAGCAAACGGUUAGUACUUGGACUGAGUACAAAAGCCAGUGAGGUUCCUACAAUUGUAUUUUACGGGAAAAGUAAAACUGAAGUUGAUGUGACCUUUGUCCAAGCAGAAAAAGCAUUAGUUGCCGUAUAUGAUGACUGUUCUGAUAUAGACGUUCAUGGAGAUCCAGAUUAUAAAGAGGUUGAUAUGUCAACAUCAGAUGAAGAUGAAGUAGCAUUUGAAAAAGAAGAAAUUCAUCAAAAGACUGAAAAGUAG
This is a messenger RNA of Diabrotica balteata, 1170 nucleotides long. The record is from the annotation of a GenBank genome assembly. NCBI's taxonomy places the organism in Eukaryota, Metazoa, Arthropoda, Insecta, Coleoptera, Chrysomelidae.